AUGGCCUCCCAAAAAGGGCCGCGGUUUCAGGUAUUCUUUGAUUUUAAGCUUGGAACAUUUAGAUCCGUCAGAUAGAAGCGUUUUGAUGAUGGAGGAGAAAAAAAAAAUUAGUUUUGAAGUGCUUCGGCCCGUAUAUUCAUUUAUGUUUUAGGUGGUCAGAUUACCAGGUCAGUUUACAAGAGGCCGAUGGGAUUGUUGGGAUUAUCGCGAACCAGAUCAGAAACAGGAGGACGCGGGAGUUUUGGUAUUCGAUUCCACAACGCCUUCUUCUACGGCUGUCCCUCAUCCCGGUGAAACUCCGUCAACAGUUCCUUUGUCUUCGGUUCAUACCAAUCAGACGGCUCUUUCUAAUAACGUUUCCCCAUCUAAUUCUAGUCAUGCUAUCGGGGAACAAAAUGGGACGAUUGUAGUCACUUCCAUAGCACAAUUCCAGCCAAAUGUUAACCAAAACGCAGUAAGUUUUAUUUAGUUUAAGGCAAUGGAAGGUUACGUUUUGUGUUGUCUAUUUUAUUUGUUGUCUUUAUAUGUACGUAAUCCGUAUUUUUUAAGCAAGUUUCCAAGCCAUCGGCCGUUCCUUCAGCUCCGUCUCAACCCAUUUUGUCCACUUCUUCAUCGGGGAAGAAUUUGAAUAAACUUGGCGAGGAAUCUGAAGGGUAAAGAGUCUUUCUUUGUUGUUCAUUAUGUUUAGACUUAUAACUUACAUGAUUACAGAACGAGUAAUAUGGGCUUACUGAAUGCAGCUGCUAAUGUUGUUGCUAUCGACAACAAGAUUGAACAGGCGAUGGAUCUUGUGAAGACCCAUCUAACUUUUGCUGUCCGAGAAGAAGUCGAAACUCUGAGGAAUACAAUUGCCGAGUUGGAAUCAAAGGUCAGUUUGGCUAUCAUUCAUUCCGGAAUGAUAGCCCCGUGUUCGAUACGAGUGGUACUGAAGUUUGAAGCAACUGGAAAAUGUUAACUUAUAUAAGAGACUAGCCAAAGGUUUGGAAUUGGUGCCAGAUGGCUGGCAAACGGGUUGUAAAUUACUUGGCUGGCUACCCAAUGUUUUUUAAGCCAUUCCAACUCCAUUUUUAGAAAAAAAAUAUUGACAAUUUGUCCUAGAGCAUUGGAUUUAUUUUGUUUGGUAUUUAGUAACCCAGCUGGUUUUAGGUGACAAAUCUAGAACAACAGAAUCAAAUGCUCAGACAGUAUGCUCCAGCAGACGUCGUAAGCAAUCUCUCGAACAUUCUCCAGUCCAGGAAUCAGGUUCAGCAUUCUUCCGGGACCCUUUCCUCUGAGAAUGCUACUUCUGAAACAGAUCAUCCAAAGCUGAUUCGUCGAGAUACAACACAGGAUCUUCCACAUUGA
This is a messenger RNA of Bursaphelenchus xylophilus (pine wood nematode), 1344 nucleotides long. Lineage: Eukaryota; Metazoa; Nematoda; Chromadorea; Rhabditida; Aphelenchoididae. The record is from the annotation of a GenBank genome assembly.